UUAAAUGUCUGAACACCAUAUAAUAAUAUGCCAGUUAAUAAUUAAUCUUUAUAAAUUAAAUAAAUGUUUAAUAUAAUUGUGAAUUAUAGUGUUAGAAAAUGAGUGUUAAUUGUAAAUUUUAGCAUUUUUUUCUGUGAUAAAAUCUCUUUUUUUUUCUUAAAAGGCACUUUAAAGCCGCGUUCUUUUUAUCACACUUGUUUGCAGAAGAAGGAACAAAAUAUUCUCAAAUAUAACAAACAUUUUUUUUUUCACAUUACUUAAUAUUCUUCAUUAUUAUUAUUUUAAUGUAAAAUACAACAAUGGUUUCGUUAAAAUUAAUUUUCUGCCUCUUUCUCGUGUUUCUUUGUGUUAUUGAUUCAAAAAUCGAAGCUAACGAAGAUGUACCUUUAACCAAAUUUGGAUCAAAAUCGGCACCUACGUUAAAUUUUUUCUACUGUUAUUCGUGUGGAUAUAGAAAAGUAUUUGAGGAAUAUGUUAGUAUUUUAAGUCAAAAAUAUCCAGAACUUCAAAUACAUGGGGAAAAUUACAAACCACCAGGAUAUAAUAUGUUUGUGGCACAUUUUCUCGGUAUAGCAAAAAUUCUAGUCAUACUUUUAAUUCUGAGUGGAAUUAAUAUAUUUCAAUGGAUCGGUCAGCCAGCACCUUUUGUUUGGCAAUGGUGCAUUGACAAUCGUCUUUAUGCUAGUAUUUUACUAUUUUUUAUCUGUAAUGCUAUCGAGGGUCAACUGAUUUCUUCCGGAGCCUUUGAAAUUCAUUUAAAUGACGUUCCUGUUUGGUCUAAACUUGAAACCGGAAGGAUACCACAGCCUCAAGAAUUAUUUCAAAUUAUUGACAACCAUAUGCAAAUGAUGCUGCCUGAAAUGGAUAUUGGAAAGCCAAUGUCUUUCAAUAAAUAAAUUUAAGUGAAAAAAAAAAAUGUUCCAGUUUUGAAAAAUAAACACAUUAAUAUUAAGAAAUCAUUUUUAAGACUUUCAACAAAAUAUUGUCGACAAUAUUUAUCGUCGAAGUCUUAUAUUUCGUUCGGUUCAUAUUGCUUCAUAAAAUUUUACACACACAGUAAUUAGAAUUUAAGACACUAGAGUGAAAAAAAAAAAUUUAUAAUAAUAAAUUAGACAAAGAGAAUUUUCUCAUGUUUUAAAAAAUAAUUAUAUAUAAAUAAAAAAUAUAAACUCAGAAAGAAAUCUAUUAUCUCUGAGCAGCGGUUCAAAAUAUUUACGCAGGCGUGAAACGAUCGCUUUCUGUAAAUUACAUAUAAGGGUCAUUGAAAAAAAAAAAAACAAUUUAAUUUAAUUCUACAGAAUUUUUACAAAAAUAAAUUUCAAAUUUAAAUAAAAAUUAUAAUUGAGCACUUUUUACGUGCCUCUUUAUUGGCGCAUACACAAUUGUUUUUUUUUUUUACAUAUUAUAUAUGUGAAUUUUAACUAAAUGAUUUCUUUCUAAUUAUUUUCUCAAUUGUUUUUAAAUGACCCGUAUUUUCAAUUUUUUUUGUAAGUUAGACGUGUAGUUUAUAUUAUAAUAAAAUUAUGAACUUUAUAAUAAAUGUACAUAUAAAUAAAAAGGUAUCUUUUUU
Leptopilina boulardi is the source of this 1570-nucleotide messenger RNA. RefSeq names its product thioredoxin reductase-like selenoprotein T homolog CG3887 (gene SelT). The record is from RefSeq and is a predicted model, not a curated record. The transcript has 4 exons. Bases 300 to 896 code for a protein of 198 amino acids. NCBI's taxonomy places the organism in Eukaryota, Metazoa, Arthropoda, Insecta, Hymenoptera, Figitidae. Gene Ontology annotation, biological process: cell redox homeostasis. Gene Ontology annotation, cellular component: endoplasmic reticulum membrane. Gene Ontology annotation, molecular function: thioredoxin-disulfide reductase (NADPH) activity.